AUGUGUGGCUCCAUCCAGCCGAGCAGUCCGGUGGGCUUCAAGGGAUUCGGGAUCGCGAAGGAGAAGCUGGAGACCCGGGUGCCCUUCGUCCACGAGGGCGAGGAGUUCGCGCUGGGGCACGGGAGCGUCCUCAUCGCGGCCAUCACCUCCUGCACCAACACCAGCAACCCCUCCGUCAUGCUGGGCGCGGGUCUGCUGGCGAAGAAGGCGGUCGAGGCCGGGUUGAAAGUCCAGCCGUACAUCAAGACGAGUCUGAGCCCCGGGUCGGGGGUCGUGACCCGGUACCUGCAGGAAUCGGGGGUCCUCCCGCACCUCACGGCGCUGGGGUUCCACAUCGCGGGGUAUGGGUGCAUGACGUGCAUCGGGAACUCGGGCCCUCUGGACGAGCAUGUCGUCGCUGCAAUCGAGAAGGGCGACUUGGUGUGCUGCGGGGUGCUGUCGGGGAACAGGAACUUCGAGGGCCGGAUCCACCCGCACACGAGGGCGAAUUACCUCGCGUCUCCGCCGCUCGUCAUCGCCUAUGCGCUCGCCGGCACGGUCGCCAUCGACUUCCAGUCCCAGCCCAUCGGCCACAGCAGCGAAGACGGGAAGCCAGUCUACUUGAGGGACAUCUGGCCGUCUCCAGAGGAGAUCCGGGAAGUGGAGCUGAAGCAUGUCCUCCCGCAUAUGUUCCAGGAGGUGUAUGGGAACAUUGGAAGAGGGAAUGAGAGGUGGAACAGCCUGGAUGCUCCUGAGGGCACAUUGUAUUCUUGGGACCCUGAAUCCACCUACAUUCGAAGCCCUCCAUUUUUCAGUAACAUGACCAAGGAGUUGAAGGGGGUGAGUUCAGUGGAGGAUGCCCAUGUCCUUCUGUUCCUGGGCGACUCGGUGACAACAGACCACAUCUCCCCUGCCGGGAACAUUGCCCGCAACAGCCCGGCGGCUCGAUAUCUCACUGCCCGAGGGGUGACACCUCGGGAGUUCAACACUUACGGCUCGCGUAGGGGAAACGACGAGGUCAUGGCCCGAGGGACAUUUGCCAACAUUCGACUGGUGAACAAGUUCUUGGGCCGGGCUGCUCCACGUACCAUUCACUUCCCAUCUGGAGAUGAGAUGGACGUGUACGAGGCUGCGGAGCGGUACAGGGAGGAAGGUCGUCCGUUGAUCAUCCUGGCAGGAAAGGACUAUGGUAGUGGAUCUUCCAGGGAUUGGGCUGCCAAGGGCCCUUUCCUACAAGGAAUCAAGGCAGUGAUAGCAGAGUCAUUCGAGAGGAUCCAUCGAAGCAACCUGGUGGGGAUGGGGAUCAUGCCACUGGAGUUUCUUCCCGGGGAAUCGCCCGACACUCUUGGGCUCACGGGCAAAGAGACCUUCUGCAUCGAUAUUCCACGAGACCUCAAGCCUAAGCAGACUCUUACUGUUAAGGUGAGCGGUGGGCAGGAAUUCGGCGCAGUGGCCCGCUUCGACACCGACGUCGAGCUCACCUACUUCAGGCACGGGGGCAUUCUCAACUACAUGAUCCGCAAGAUGCUCAAUUGAACCAAGGGGGGACUCGCAUCCUUCUCGGCUUUGUUCGCGUGCUCAAUUUUUAGACGACUGGGGUCAGGGUAGUUUUGAUCUGAACAUUUAGAAGCCGAAUUUUAUUGCCGUAUGAAAUCCUUUGGGAAGAUAUUACUUCGUGGUUGCACUGGUUAUGUAGCUGUGUAAAUAAUGUAUCCAGUGAUGUUCCUUUUGUAAUGCGAGAGAUGGUCACGGCUCGGGGCCGUGACCGUCGAGAAGACAUUUAGAUCUUCCUGCCAAAUGUACCUUUUGUGUCAUAUGGUUCUUCCACUUGAUUUUCUCACCUUUUUCAGCUGUGGAGCCUGAUGCGGCUCACAUUCUAUAGAGAAGUAGUCAUGUAAUUAGAAUUUCUUUACCUGGGAUCACAGGCAUAGAGGUAGGUCUUUUUUGGCUUAGGAAAGAUGUGUUCCCUCUCACUGCAAUAUCAUGUGCAUAGAUGAAAUUAGACUCGUAGGAACUACCUCAAAGUAACGAAGCGCACAAAUUCUGGGGUGUUCGACCAAAGUGAAUGUGAAUUUUGAACUUGUAGAAGUUAAAUGUCAUGCAUUCUAGAUAAAACCGGUGAUCCACUUACUUAUGUCGAAGGUCUCCGGUUUGCAUUUUAAUUACAAGGCUAUAUACCAAGGUAAUUAUUUUCUUAUAUUAGAGGAGCGGUGAACAAUAGGGCAGUCGUCACGAUACUCGUCUUCAUGUUACAAAUGAAACAUUCGCACAAUGUAUCUAGGUCAUUUUCAAGCUUUUAUGGUCAUAUUGUUGAUAUGCUGACUUCGUGGCUACUCGACACCGUGAAAGUUCUGGUAUCUGUCGUUUUCCUAUUCAAUAAAGCAUAUCAUCGGA
Molecule: messenger RNA, 2373 nt
Organism: Darwinula stevensoni
Lineage: Eukaryota; Metazoa; Arthropoda; Ostracoda; Podocopida; Darwinulidae
Source: the annotation of a GenBank genome assembly